AAAUUGUAAAAAUAAGAUGAUGCAAAGUAACAUUAGAAGAGUCCUCCAGAAGGGCAUCAGUAGAAGAUACAAGCACCACAGAGAGAUCGAUGAUACUAUCAGAGCUACAGGACUUACCAACACCCAUGUUGUUAGAAAUCCAAGCGUUGCAGAAAUCUAUGAGUAUGCCAUGCUUCCUCAACUCAAAGAAUCUCAUGACAGAAGAGUUAGAGAUACUGUCAUCAGUUCCACUGGUGCCCUUGUAAAUUACUCCGGUCAUUUGAUGGGAAGAUCUCCAAAGGAUAAGAGAGUCGUAUAUGACGAACUCUCCCAGGACCAGAUAUGGUGGGGAGAUGUAAACAAGCCAAUCACUCCUCAUGGAUAUGAUGCUAACAGAGCCAGAGCUAUGGACUACCUAAACACUAGACCAUACGUCUUUGUCAUUGAUGGACUUGCCUCAUGGGAUCCAGAUAAUCGUUUCUCAGUCAGAGUAUUUUGUAACAGGCCAUAUCAUGCAUUAUUCAUGAAGCAAAUGUUGAUUAGACCUACUCCAGAUCAGAUUGAUAAAGAGUUCGAAGAUGGAGCUGACUUCACUAUCAUCAACGGAGGAGAGUUUGCAGCUGAUCCAGGGAACAACUCUGUUACUGGUGAGACCUCUGUUGCCGUGAAUCUUAGAAAAGGUGAGAUGGCUAUUCUUGGUACCCAAUAUGCUGGAGAAAUGAAAAAGGGUCUUUUCGGUGUCAUGCACUACUACAUGCCAAAAAGAGGUAUCCUCUCCAUGCACGCUUCAGCUAAUGAAGGAGAGAGUGGAGAUAUUUCAAUCCUCUUCGGUCUCUCAGGAACUGGUAAAACCACUCUAUCAGCUGAUCCUCACAGACACUUGCUCGGAGAUGAUGAACAUUGCUGGACUGAUCAAGGAAUCUUCAAUAUUGAAGGAGGAUGUUAUGCCAAGUGCAUCGAUCUUUCGGAAGAGAGUGAACCAGAGAUCUACAAUGCCAUCAAAUUUGGAGCAAUCCUUGAGAACGUUGCCUUCUGCAAGGACAGCAGAAGAGAGGUAGACUAUCACAAUGUCAGAUUGACUGAAAACACAAGGUGCGCAUAUCCACUUGAGUAUAUCCCAGGAGCUAAGAUUCCAGCCGUAGGGGGACAUCCUAAGAAUAUCUUUUUCCUCGUCUGCGAUGCUUAUGGUGUACUUCCACCCGUUGCUAAACUCAACAGAGACCAGGCUAAGUACCAUUUCAUUUCUGGAUACACUUCAAAGGUUGCUGGAACUGAAGUUGGUAUCACAGAUCCAGUUGCCACCUUCUCUGCUUGUUAUGGAGAAGCUUUCCUUCCAUUGCAUCCAUUCACUUAUGCCAAGAUGCUUGCUGAAAAGGUUGAAAAGCAUAACACAAAUGUCUGGCUCGUCAACACUGGAUGGACUGGAGGAUCCUUUGGAAAAGGCUCAAGAAUGAGACUUAGCUACACUAGAAGAAUGAUUGAUGCUAUCCACGAGGGAGAAUUAGAUAACACUGAAUACAAUAAAUUCGAUGUAUUCAACUUAGACGUCCCAACCCACAUCGAAGGAAUUCCAGAUGAUGUACUCUGGCCAGAGAACACUUGGGGUGAUAAGGAUGCCUUCAAGACUCAGCUAAGAAAGCUUGCUGAACAAUUCCAGCAAAACUUCAAGAAAUACGAAGAUGAGACUCCAAGAGAGGUUAUCGAAAGAGGAGGACCAACUAUUGACUUUUAA
Molecule: messenger RNA, 1711 nt
Organism: Moneuplotes crassus
Lineage: Eukaryota; Ciliophora; Spirotrichea; Euplotida; Euplotidae
Source: the annotation of a GenBank genome assembly